AAGAGGGAGUAGCUGAUACCAGUCUCAUGGGAGGGGAAGAAAGGAGCCUAGUGAUACAAGGCAUCUCUAGUCCUUCCUCUGGGACUGAAAAUAGGUCACUGCUCCCUCUCCUUCUCCCUCCUUUCUGGCAACUCCAGGCUUGAUGGGGGUGGGAAUGAAAAACCCCUGGAGCUGCAUCCCCACCUGGCCGUAUGGAUGGAGGCAUUGGCUGUAUCUGAGAGCACUCCCAGGAGCCGGGAGACAUUCUUCAGACCACUUCUUCCCAGGCAUGGAGCCUGUGCUCUUCUGAAUGUAACCAGGCAGGAAAUAUUCCCAUGCUGUGACCCAAAGAAGCCACUGGAGGUCACUGUUGCUCUUAUGAAGAAUAACUAACCCUGGCUCCUAUGAGUAGAUUGCUCAUCUUCCUGACUUUUGCAGUCCUUCUUCCUCUAGUGCCUCAGCUUUUUUCCCUGCACUGCCUCAGCACAGAACCAUAGCAGUUACUAUCAUUGUUGUAUCUCUUCAAGACAGUAGAACCUGGGAGGUGCCCCAAAGGAGGCAGGCACAGCAGACAGUGCUGCCUAUCAUGGUUGAGCAAUAUUGUCCCUCCUCUGGAGGCCUGCCCCUCUGCCCUCUUUCACCUCCCCUUUCAGACACAGAUUCCCCUUCUCACAUUUCCCCAUGCUCUGGCUUUAACCUGUCUGUAUUUGGUAUUCCUGCUUGGGGCCCAACACUGUCUUCAUUUGGGCAGCCUAUACCCAGCUACUACCUUUCUCCAGCUCUGUCCUUGCACCCUGUGCCUUCCAGCCUGCUUCUUCCACCUCACUCCAUCCCUUCCUCCCUCCCCUCAUAAUCACUUCUCCAGCAUAAAUUGCUAAUAUCAACAGAGCUUUGGACAAGUAACUGUGAUCCUGCCCCCCCCCCCCGCCCUUUCAUUGUUCUAGCUAUUGCUGCUGAUCACUGCUUCCUGGAUGCAUCCUUGAGAGGUGUUGGGGAAGCUUCAGCCCAAAUUACAGGAAGUACUAAGAAAGAUGGUUUGGGGCCUUGCUGCUCUGGAGCAGUCCUCUUUACCAUAGGGGUAUGGGUUGUUGCCAGUAUGUGUGGUACUGAACAGACAGAUGUUCCUUCUCAUUUGCUCUGACUCUUCUGUGCUCCCAGCACCCUCAGGACCAUAUUUGUCCUCUCCCCGUUUCAUAGAUUUAAGGCCAGAAGGGACCAUGAGAUCAUCCUGUCUGACCUCCUGCAUAGCCCAGACUGCAGAAUUUCAUUUACACCUAGAGAGAAGAAAAUGGUUCUUCCUUCCCAAUAUCUCUGACGCCUACUCCAGAUAUUCCCAGCUGCUCCACACCUCAGGUUUCUCUUUCCUCUGUCUCCUACCAUCCCUUCCAUUCUGCAAGUCACCUCACUUUGGUUUUCCUGGUACAAAGACACUUUUAAAUGCCCUCACAGGACAUUUUUGCUCCUGUGUCUGAUCCUGCUCCCUGUCUAGAUGCUCCACUAACCCAUGCCUCUGCUUCUUUUUCCCAAGUCCUGGAACAGCUUCCCUGGUCUUGCAUUACUGAUAGCUCUCCCCUUUGAAAGAAGUGACAAUGCCAAUAACUCAAACCAUGUAAUCUCUGAUGCAAUCACCGUAUACAUCUCAGUUAUGUGGUAAGGCAUAAAUAGCAGUGAAAAGAAAGAAGAAGGUCCUUGCCCCAGGACACUUAGAUAGACCACCAGAUUAGACCCAUGCUGCCUUGGAUGACCAAUCAAAGGUGCAAACUCUAGUCAGCAAAGAUUUCCUGUCAGCUCCUUCCUUUAGUGACUGGAAAACUUUAUGAAAGAACAUUUUAAAGAGGCUGUUGAGAAAGGUGAGGAAAACUGUCUGGAAGAAAAGAGAAGGGGUAUUGUUCCAAGUAGAAAAGCCAGAACAGUUUUGAGAUUGGAAGAAGAAUCCAAGUGGAGCAAACAGGCAUGGGGCAUGAAUGGAUACGAUCAGUCCGCAGGGUGAACAGGGCUUUGUUCAACUUCUGAGCGUACAAGGUCAAUUAAUGUUGGGGCAAGGGGAGCAUUUGUGCAGUGACACAGGCCAGUCUGAAUCGUCUGUGGCUGGGCAUGCAGGCACCAGCCAAGGUUGGCUCCAGUUCAGGAGCCGCUGUCGGGACUCAGAUUAGCAUGAAGGUUAUUCCAGUCAGUUAUUUCUAUAGCCCACCCCUUUCCCCUCCCUUAAAAGGGAUUGGAUUUCUUUUGCUCAUAUUUGGGAGAGAAGAAAGACUGUGUGAGGAGGCAAGGGACCACCUCUGGAGCUCUCUGGCUGAGUGUAAGUUUGUAAUUUGAUGGUCAGAGAGGGGCACAGCUAACACAGCAACUCCUGCCCCCUCAGGGGCAAAACAACAGGUCCUAGCUUGUGCCUUAUGCACAAAGGAGAAGUAGAAGUUCCUGAAGACCACUUCUAGCUGUGAAGCUCUUCUGCACUCGAAUCAUGGCCUGGCUGCUGCCCAGGCGUUGCUGUCUAAAAGUCUGUUCUCAGACCACUAGAGGCCCCUUUUUGUCCAGCAUAGUCCGAGCCUGGAGCAGUGGGCCCCUGACAGCAUAUAUGCCAGAAGCUGUUUCCUUUCCUGGAUCAAGGAACCACCAGGGCCUUUACAGGAUGUCAGUGGAGCAAGUGGAUACAUUCUGGGGGACACUAGGACGGAACCGACUCACAUGGAUCAGCCCCUUUCACUCUGUCCAGGACUGUAACCUAGAGCAGGGCCGGGUUGCCUGGUUCCUGGGAGGACAAUUGAAUGUAGCAGUGAAUUGUUUGGAUCGACAUGUCCACAGAGCUCCGAACAAAGUGGCCCUGAUCUGGGAGAAAGAUGAACCUGGGAAAGAGGUCCAGAUUACAUACCGGGAACUACUGGAGUUGACAUGCCGAUUGGGAAACACCUUGAAACGGCAGGGAGUGAAGAAAGGUGACCGGGUCACUAUCUACAUGCCCCCAUGCCCUCUGGCUGUGGCAAGCAUGCUUGCAUGUGCCCGGAUAGGAGCCAUACACAUGUUGGUAUUUGCUGGAUUCAGCGCUGAGGCUCUAGCUGACAGAAUCCAGGAUGCUCAAUCAGAGACAGUGAUCACAGUAAAUCAGGGGCUCCGAGGGGGUCGGGUUACUGAGCUGAAGCAGACAGUGGACCAGGCUGUGAAAUGGUGCCCGAAGGUGAAACGAGUUCUGGUUUCCAUGAGGACCGAGCAAAAGGUUCCCAUGUCAGACCUGGAUGUGCCGCUGGAUGAGGAAAUAAUGAAAGAGGACGUGUGCUGUGAGCCUGUUGCCAUGGACAGUGAAGACUUGCUAUUUCUUCUUUACACCUCAGGCAGUACUGGCAAACCCAAGGGGCUGGUCCAUUCUCAGGCAGGCUACUUGCUCUACGCUGCCCUCACACAUAAGUAUGUGUUUGAUUACCAUGAUGGGGAUGUGUUUGGCUGCGUCGCAGACAUUGGUUGGAUCACAGGGCACAGUUAUGUGGUGUAUGGCCCUCUCUGCAAUGGAGGUACAACCGUCCUCUUUGAGAGCACGCCUUUGUACCCUGACCCUGGACGUUACUGGGAAACAGUGGAGAGGCUACAAAUUAACCAGUUCUACGGGGCACCCACAGCGAUUCGCCUGCUGCUGAGAUAUGGGGACAAGUGGGUCAAGAAAUAUGACAGAUCUUCCCUCAAGAUCUUGGGCUCAGUAGGAGAACCCAUUAACACAGAAGCAUGGGAGUGGUAUUUCAAUGUGGUUGGAGAAGCACGCUGCCCAGUAGUUGACACAUGGUGGCAAACUGAAACAGGAGGCAUCUGUAUCUCUCCCCGUCCCUCCGACCCUGGAGAUGAGAUCCGCCCAGGUCUGGCCAUGCGACCAUUCUUUGGUAUCAGCCCCUGUCUUCUGGAUGACAAGGGCAACGUCCUAACAGAGAACGAUGUAUCUGGAGCCCUCUGCAUCUCUCAGGCCUGGCCAGGAAUGGCACGGACUAUUUACAAUGACCACAAGAGAUUUUUGGAGACAUACCUGACUCCUUAUCCAGGAUUUUUCUUUACUGGUGAUGGCGUCUAUCGUACCAGUGAAGGAUACUAUCAACUGACAGGACGACUGGAUGAUGUCAUAAACAUCAGCGGGCACAGGCUGGGCACAGCAGAGGUGGAGGAUGCUGUGAAUCAGCACGCAGCAGUGGCAGAAUCAGCUGUGAUUGGCUACCCUCACAACAUCAAAGGAGAAGGGGUUUAUGUGUUCCUUGUGUUGAAAAAGGGCAUUUAUAUCUCUCGUGAGACUCUGACAGCUGAUCUCCAAGAGCUGAUUUCAAAGAAGAUUGCAAAAUAUGCAGCCCCCGAGUAUGUUCAGAUCACGAGCAGGCUACCCAAGACCCGCUCAGGGAAGAUUAUGCGUCGUGUGCUGAAGAAGAUUGUAGAGAACAAGGCCCACCAGCUUGGGGACCUGACCACCUUAGAGGACUAUGAAGCUGUGCAGAAGAUCAUUGAGGAGCAUAAAUGCCUCCUGCAAGGGGAGCAAGGCCAGUAACAGCAGCACAAUCAGCAGGCUCCCUGUUUCCUUUCCCUUCACUCCCACCAAAUUGGCACCAGACACAGAAAAAGCCAGUUACCAAGCACCAGCGAGUCAGCUUCACCUGUCACCCAUGGUUGCUGAAGACCCACAGUCCCCCUGAGAAGCUGACACUAUCUGGGGUGGCAGGGAUUGCUGCUGCAGGGAAACAGGGAGACAUGUAUCUGAGAAGUAGAUUCCAUAAGACCAGAUGGGCACAAUAGCAGAAUGACAGGAAGUGCUUCCUCACUGGGCUGAGGGUGGGAUGCCCUUACAUGAGGCUAUUAUAAAGACAUUCCCUGCCUGUAGCUAAUGAAGGGGGCAGAGAUUGGUUAGUUUUGGGAUGGAGGCUUCCUUUUCAGCAAAGCUCCCCAGUCCAGUACACUCAUGCAUGACUGAUGGCGAUACCCAGAUCCUCCAACUGCAUUCUAUUCUUCCAGCUGCUGUACAGCUGUGUCCAUACAAGGACAGAACAGCAGAGCUAUUCUGUCACCUCCCUAGCCUGGUUAAUAAAAUGCUGACACAUUUAA
Messenger RNA from Alligator mississippiensis (American alligator), 5040 nucleotides. RefSeq names its product acetyl-coenzyme A synthetase 2-like, mitochondrial. The coding region runs from base 2441 to 4489 and encodes 682 amino acids. Gene Ontology annotation, cellular component: mitochondrion. Lineage: Eukaryota; Metazoa; Chordata; Crocodylia; Alligatoridae. The transcript has 15 exons. Gene Ontology annotation, molecular function: acetyl-CoA synthetase activity; AMP binding. The record is from RefSeq and is a predicted model, not a curated record.